AUGGUGACUUUCUACGAUUUGAAAUCUACGCUUUUAUCGGGCGCCCCCUUUGACUUCUCGCAGCUUAAGAACAAAGUUGUGCUGGUUGUGAACACGGCGAGCAAGUGCGGCUUUACGCCACAGUUGGAGGGCCUCGAGACUUUGUACAAAACGUACAGCCCAAAGGGCCUUGCCAUUCUCGGAUUUCCGUGCAACCAGUUUGCCGGACAAGAGCCUGGUGACAGCGAUACUAUCAACAGCUUCUGUCAAAAGAACUACGGCGUGUCAUUCCCAAUCAUGUCCAAAUCUGACGUGAACGGCCCAGAGACGAACGAGACGUUCAAGUACCUCAAGCACGAGCGUCCUGGAAUGUUUGGUACCGAGAUGAUUAAGUGGAACUUUACCAAGUUCCUCGUGGACAAGAAUGGCAAGGUUGUCGAGCGCUACUCACCCACGACCAAGCCUGAGCACAUUGCAAAGGACAUUGAGAAGCUGCUCCAGCAGUAG
This is a messenger RNA of Malassezia vespertilionis, 486 nucleotides long. It is a transcript of the gene GPX2, whose product is annotated as glutathione peroxidase. The record is from RefSeq and is a predicted model, not a curated record. Gene Ontology annotation, biological process: response to oxidative stress. The coding region runs from base 1 to 486 and encodes 161 amino acids. The transcript has a single exon. Gene Ontology annotation, molecular function: glutathione peroxidase activity. NCBI's taxonomy places the organism in Eukaryota, Fungi, Basidiomycota, Malasseziomycetes, Malasseziales, Malasseziaceae.